AUGAACCGUUUUACGGCCGACUAUUCGAGCAGCAUCAAUUCCACUCCUGGCAAAGAACAUCCACAACAACGAUCGCAUUUAUUCUCCUCCAAGCCUCCUGAACAUGCCAGCACUACUCCUAUCGCCCCCCCUCCUUCUCAAAUCUUCGGCAGCUCGACCUUUGGCACUGGCGUCCGGAAGCUGCAACUUUCCCAGCCUUCCAAAUCCUCUCCUCCCUUGCAUACAUCCAAAUUCAGUCCGGCCGAAUCGCGCACCAAGAAUGGAACAUCUGCAAAAUUGAACGCUAGGUUUCCAAGCUCUUUCAAUACAUCGGUAGCCUCAGACACUGUGGAGCAAGAUGGAGAUAGGUACACGGAGGACGAUAUGGAUGAGGGUGAUCCGGAUGAAACGAACCAAUUCCCAUCCCCUCGAGGCUUUCAAUUAGUCAAUCAACAAUCCGCGGCUUCGCUCAUGAAAUUCAGCCCCAACAACGGAAGGGGAUCGAGGAUAUCAGUGUUGCGCCAAUCUCUACGGACCCCAAGACUCUCCGCACUCCCACACAAGGGCGAUGAUUCGGUCGUUCGAAAUUUGGCAAAGGAGCUAGGCGCCAGGGCGCGACGCGCACCGCUGACUGAACCCGACGAGGUCAUUCUCAGGACAGAGCAGAUCCUUCGCCAACUCGACGAACAGGCACAGGACCUGAAAGACGGCGGGAGAAUCCUUCAAGCCGUCACUGAACAUGUUUUGGAGCUCAUCAAGGAGUGGCAACGGUCUGUGGCGGCGGAUCGUCCCUCACUUGAUAGCAGCGAUAUAGGUCCACAACCUUCAGCCCCUGCAUUUGUCAAGGCCAACUACCUCGCUUCGCUACUUCUGGCGCUUCAUCAUCCACCGUCUCCGGACCACAUGGUCCUCUCCACCCCACAGAUUCUUCUGGACUGGCUCGAUACCUAUCACGUCUCCUAUGAACCGUUGUACCGGACUGUUGCGUCGGCCAAACCGAAUUGCACGUCCCAUGAAUUGUUUUGGGACGCCGUCCAGAGCCUGGCGUUGCGAGGGAAGCUGCAAAUGGUGAUGCAACUCUUUGCCGAAGCCGAUUUCAGAUAUGCGGCAUCUGCCGCGGAUGAUGGAACGGAUGGUGCUGGUUACAAGGGUGCCCAGCUCCAGUCGGUGCAGAGCGUCAUCUAUCGAGCGCGCGUCCUGCUCAAUUCAUGUCCGGCCAUUCAAUCCGAGGAUUGGGAUGUCGCUGGACCUGAUUGGGAUUUAUUUCGAAGCCAAGUAAAAUCAGAGCUAGAAAACCUGACCGAGCUUGCCUCUGGCCAGGAUGACGACGACACUGCCUCAUUCGAAGCGGAGAACUUCGGACUGCGCAAGCUGGGCUUAAAUUCACUUGGGAAACUUGGUCAGAAAUCUGGAUCGACGAUUCCCUGGACGAUCUUUCAGAAUCUCAAAAUCCUCUACGGUAUUCUCUUCGGGAGUGUCGAGGAGAUUGCUGCUCAAUCCCAAGACUGGCUUGAAGCGGCAACCUCGUUGACAAUAUGGUGGGAUGGCUCUGCGGAUACUUCAGUGGCUCAAUGGAGCUUCGAUGUCAGCCGCGCCAAUGACAGGGCUGAAGAUGACAACGAUAUCUAUCCUUAUCUUGGCCGACUUCGAGAUUCCUUCCUCAGUGUGACCGAUCCAAAUGACAAGAACUCAUUCCAAAUCAAUGCUAUGUCGCCCAUCGAAGUGGGUCUUGGUUCGAUCCUGCAAGGAAGCACUCAAAGCGCCUUGAUCGUGCUCCGUGGCUUGUCUCAGUGCGUAGCUGCGGCGGUGGCCGAGGUUGGCGUAAAGGCCGGUUGGCUCGAAGAGGAUCCUCCCGCCAGACCGGCUGGUUUGAGUGAAGAAGAUCUUAUGGUGCUCAGCUAUGGUGCCCCGAAGCAGGAUAUCACCAAGGAUGAGCUGCUAUUGGGUUACGCAGAGCAACUCUUUGAAAAGGAAACUCUGCGACUUUCAGAUGGUUCUCUGUUUGAAGGCUGGGAAGUUGCCAUUUCGGUCAUAACGAGAUUAGACGAUCGCGACGCAAUGCAUACCGCGGUCGGCAAUUUCAUCGAGCAACUCCAAGUGGUGACUCAAGAACGGGCCGAGAAGCUCACCAACCUUUGCUCAGAUCUUGGACUUCAGGACGAGGCACGAAAAGUGUCCGAUCGAUUUGGAGAUCAUCUGGUCAACAAUACCACAGAGUAUGGAACGGCUCUAUUGUGUUACGCCAGGAGUCAUGCAUCACAUAAAAUCCGUCAGUUGGUCGAUCUACUCAUCAGCUACUCCUUGGUGCAGUCCCGGGCGUAUCCUCCAGACACCGAAAUGGACGAUGGUCUCCAAAGUCUUGUCGGAAAUCCGAGAACAGCCCUCGCCGACAUUGCGGAUGUGGACCCGGAAGCUGCAGAGAUGCUACAAUUCUAUCUCGUCGGUUACGCCUGCCUCCGACGAUUCUACAACCUGCGUGACGAGGAUAACGCGCCGACUUCGUGGGCCAAAUCCAACCUUCGACCUCUGGCACGCAGUCGAGCAGCGGCCAAAGCUCUCAUCGCUGCAAUCAACAGUGCCGCCGACAGCAUUUACGGAGGUCUCUACGAUCCCGAGCGACAAUCGGCCAUUCAAGUCGACGGACUCCUGACUCUCUUCGGUGAAGCCACGGCGCUCCUCGCCGUCAAUGGCACAUCUGGUAAACGCGUCUUGACCACCGAACAGAUGUAUUCACUCCUUGCCGCGAUCGAAGACUUAUCGACCGUCUCUUCGCGCGUGUACGAUGCUACGGAAGAGUGCCUCCAAGCCGCUCUGCGAAAUUUCCACGGCUCGCAACCGCCAAGUCCGCAGGCGAUGCUGAAGAAGAGCAUGUCGAGUGGGACGAACUCGAGUUUUAGCUUUAGCAUGAUGGGAUCGGAGAUGUUGGGUCGCAGUGAAAUAACCAGUAUGGGCACCGGAGGAAAGAGCGUAGGCAGCAGUGGUGUGUUGGUUCCGCAUGGAAAAGGUGAUGCGGCAAGAGGGUGGGAUUGGCGGUCCAAGUUCAAGGAUCGCCAUGUCUCUGGACGCGAUGUGGUUAGAGUGUUGAGAAUGGGAUUAGCGGAGGAAUUGAGUCUGGCAGAGUUGGAAGGGAGUGUGUGA
This is a messenger RNA of Rhinocladiella mackenziei CBS 650.93, 3117 nucleotides long. RefSeq lists its product as uncharacterized. Gene Ontology annotation, cellular component: nuclear pore outer ring. Gene Ontology annotation, biological process: positive regulation of DNA-templated transcription; mRNA export from nucleus; protein import into nucleus. The record is from RefSeq and is a predicted model, not a curated record. The coding region runs from base 1 to 3117 and encodes 1038 amino acids. Gene Ontology annotation, molecular function: structural constituent of nuclear pore. The transcript has a single exon. NCBI's taxonomy places the organism in Eukaryota, Fungi, Ascomycota, Eurotiomycetes, Chaetothyriales, Herpotrichiellaceae.